CUGGUCCAUUUUGCAGUGGUUGUUCUCACACACAAACACACAGAUCUCGCAAACCGUCGAACAUGUCCAAACCCUGGGGUGUUAUCGGCGCCUGGGCCGCCGAGGCCGAGCGCGCUGAGGCUGAGGAGCUCGCGGCAGCCCAAGCCGCCGAGUCCCAGAGCUUCCCGAGCCUCAAGGAAGCCGUCACCGCCAAGCCCAAGAAGAAGAAGACCACCCUCUCCCUCUCCGAAUUCACCCUCGGCUCCGCUUACUCCUCCGCCGCCCCCACCUCCGGCUCCACCCGCCUCACCCCCGACGAGAUGCUCCGCCUCCCCACCGGCCCCAAGGAGCGCACCCCCGAGGAAAUGCAGUACGGCAGCCGCGGCUUCUCCUCCUACGGCCGCCCCGGCCCCAAUCCGGGUCGGGGAAGGGACCGCGACGACUCCGACGGGUCCUGGGGCGGAGGUGGUGGCGGCGGCAGAAGACCCUACGGCGGAUUCGACGACGACCGGAGGGGCCCGCCUUCUAGGGCUUCAGAUUUGGAUUUGCCGUCUAGGGCUGACGAGGUCGACAAUUGGGCCUCCGCUAAGAAGCCUCUUCAGUCUUUCGAUUCGGGUCGGCAGAACCGCUACGGCGGUGGCGGAGGAGGCGCGAUCGGCGGAGGGUUCUCUAGGGCUGACGAAGUUGAUAACUGGGGCGCUGGGAAAAGGCCUGUCCAGCAGCCAGCUAGAUCAUCCACAUUCGGGUCCGGGUUUCGCGAUUCGGGCCCUGAACCCGAUCGCUGGGCUAGAGGCGUACCUGUUAGUGGUGGUGAGAGAGAGCGGCCUAGGUUGGUUUUGGAUCCCCGGAAAGACGUAAAUGACCCUGCAGUUCAGGUGGUGAAGAGCAAUAAGCCGAGCCCUUUCGGCGCGGCGAGGCCGAGAGAGGAGAUUCUAGCUGAGAAGGGAUUGGAUUGGAAGAAGCUGGACUCAGAUAUUGAGGCCAAGAAGACGAGUAGGCCGUCCAGUGGGCAUUCGAGCCGGCCCACGAGUGCUCAGUCGAGCCGGUCUGAGGGUGUGGGGGUGCAUGGGACUGACAAUGUGGUGAAGCCGAGGCCGAAAGUGAACCCGUUUGGGGAUGCCAAGCCGAGGGAAGUGUUGCUGGAGGAGCAAGGUAAGGAUUGGAGGAAGAUUGAUCAGCAGUUUGAGCAUCGCGUGAUUGACAGGAUUGAAACUGAGGAGGAAAAAGAUUUAAAGGAAGAAAUAGAAGGUUUAAAGAAGGAGCUUCAAUCAACAAAUAACGUGAACAAUGAAACUGUGCAAGAUUCUAGUGCCACCCAGCCAAGUUUACAUGAUAUAGUACGUCAAAAGGAAAGGGAUUUAGAGUUGCUGAUCCGUGAUUUAGAUGAUAAAGUCCGAUUUGGGCAGAAAGCUAUUGACAGGCCUGGGUCUGGAGCAGGAAGGCCUGGGUCUGGAGCAGGCAGGGCUGGCAGCUUUCUUGACAGAACUCCUUUUCAGUCUGGAUCGUAUGAAGAUUCUAGAAAUAUGGAAUAUAUGGAUAGACCACGUUCACAUGGCAAAGGAGAUGCAUGGGGAAGGCCGUCUGAUGACAGAAGGGGAUUCCAAGGUAACAGGGAAAGGGGAUUUCAAGGUAAUCGAGAAGGGGCAUACCAGAGUAGCAGGGAAGGAGGAUACCAGGGUGGCAGGGAAGGAGGAUUUCUAGGGAACAGAGACUUCCACAGGUCAAGUUCAAGAGAGAGAUGGUGAACAACGAAACUGUGCCUAAUGGAUUCAUUGAAUUUAUCUUCUACCUUUGACAAGCAGAAUCAAAUAAUUUUGGCGUCUCUCUUUUUGUUUUCUUCAUUUUGCUCCGGAAAAUGGAGCAAGCAUUAUUGAUUACUGGCACCGGGAGAAAGUCUUGCGUUGAUCUAUUGUUACUGCUCGAACCCAUGUAAAAUUGCGAUUUUCCCUACCUUUUUAUUUGUCUGUUCUAUAUCAGGGAGCCUGUAUUGAUCUUAGGAUCCAAUUUUACUAAACACUGGGACUUGCUAGACUA
Molecule: messenger RNA, 2013 nt
Organism: Argentina anserina (silverweed cinquefoil)
Lineage: Eukaryota; Viridiplantae; Streptophyta; Magnoliopsida; Rosales; Rosaceae
Product: eukaryotic translation initiation factor 4B2-like
Exons: 3
Coding region: 63-1724 (553 amino acids)
Molecular function (GO): translation initiation factor activity; mRNA binding
Source: RefSeq, a predicted model, not a curated record